Molecule: messenger RNA, 1637 nt
Organism: Cetraspora pellucida
Lineage: Eukaryota; Fungi; Glomeromycota; Glomeromycetes; Diversisporales; Gigasporaceae
Source: the annotation of a GenBank genome assembly
AUGAACGAAUAUUUCAAGCGCAAGUCUUCGGAAUGGAAUAUUUCGGACUUUUUGGAAGAAUGUGGUAUAGAAGAAUUUAAGCAGAAAAUAGAAGUUUACCUUACGUCCCUCAAGACCAUCGCUAAUACUCAGCAAGACAAAAGGAGCGAACGAGCACAAGAGUUGCUUGAUAAUUAUAAAAAAGCAAAAUGGCCAGAUUAUAAAUUGGCACGAGAUUGGGAGAAAAAUCACAAUAAACCAGCCAAAGUCGGUGUUCACUUAAACAAUUCAACAAUUACGGCCAUCAACAGCAACAUUGGGAGUGAAAGUUACAUCGGUGGAACGGUAAAUGCCAGAGCUUUGCUUAGGAAAUUGCCUCAAAAAAGAAAAUCGGCGAAUGAAAGCCAGGCAGAACCGGAUGAGAAGCCGAAAAAAAAAUCCACCCGAUUCACGAAUAAUAGCAUUGAUAAUCACGAAAUCGAAGAUCAUAAUGAAGAUGAUAAUGAAGCUGAAGGUGGGCAAGAAAUCAACGACUUUACCGAUUUUGAUCUUGCCUACCAGAGUCUAAACCCAGCAAAAAUGUGGACCCUUGAAUCAUCUGGCCGUAUUGUUGAGAAGAUCAUUUAUGAACAUGCACGAACUUUAAAGCAUGAAUCUCAUUUACAUUCCUUUAUUCUUAACGAUGUCGAUAAGAAAGCACAAUCAUUAUUCCGAAAAGAAGAGUGGGAAGAAAUAUUCUCUUUAAACCUUAAAGUUGUACUGAAAUUCGAUAAAUCAAUUACUGAGCUCAUGAAAAAAUAUUCGGUAACUAAUUUACCCUCAUUUCGAAAAACCAUCUUCGAACCCUUUCUACCACCCGGCAUCUCAUACUCCAACGAGGAACAUUUUUACUUAAAUUAUAUUAACUAUGCAUAUCGUGCAAUACACACUCUUUGGGAAGAAAACGAAAACUUUACUAUGAAUCCAUCAUCAAGAUUGGAAGGGUGGUACCAACACAAUAUAUGGAGUCCCAUCAUUGACCCAGCGUUCCAUAAUUUUGAGAUUGAUCUUAUACGUGGGGAAGGCUCAAGUAUGGCAUCUAGUGAUAGAAAAAAUGAUGACACGGAUUGUGAGGAAGAUCGAAAGAAGAUCGGAAGGAAAGGAGAUGGAGUGUUUAGAUUGAAUGGAGAUAGGUUGGAAUUUGAGGCUAUUGAGGCCGGAAAGAAAUGGGAAGGAAAAAACGGAAAAAAAUACAUUACUGACAGCUUGAAACUUAGUAAAAUGCUUAGGGAUAUGCUAGUGCAACUUGCAAAAGAAUGUAAUAAUGAUGAACAAAUUGUUAGGAAAUUACAGACCGUUGGGAUGUUACAUAGUGCCAAUCGAUUUCAACUCCUUACUUUGGAUGCUCCAAAGGGAUAUAUUUGUCGAAUUCGACGUUUUGACUUUCACGAAGUUGCUAGUCAUAUAAAUAAUCCACCAUUAGCAUUUGUGCUAAAAGACAUUUUAAGAGCAAAGGCAAUUAUUAAACAGACAUUAGAAUUAGUGCAAGAAAAGAAAUCUGAUCUUGAUGAUCUUGAUGAUUUUGAUAACGAUGGAAGGGAAGUUGAUAGAUCAGGACGGUGUACAACUCCUCCAACAAUUACUUUAAACAAAACCCACAAGACUCCGGAAAAAAAACA